CACAGCCACGACGGUGGAUGUGAGCGUCUCCUGUCUGCGCAUGCGCCCGCUCAGCGGCCUGCUUCUAUUUAUGUGGGGGAUCCAACAUGGCGGCCGCAACGAUCCUGGCGAUGGCGGUGGAGCCCAUCAGAACAUAGUGGCGGGGAAGGGGGGACAGUCCGCACUCACGGUGGCGUCGGCGGCGACAGCUGAGGGUGGUGGAGGGAAGAAAAGCGACGGAGAGCAAAAGGAAGGGCAGGCAGGCAAACAACUCGGCGUAGAACCGAGCGCCGGCUCGAGCGAAGGCAGAGGGCCAGAACAGUGGGGAUGGCGGAGCCACGCAGAGUAGCGUUUAUUAGCCUGUCACCGGUGAGGCGGCGCGAGGCCGAGUUCCCGGGGGCCGAACGCGAGCCCGACUACCCUCGCGAGCCCCCCCGACUGGAGCCGCAGCCGUACCGCGAGCCGGCCCGGGCGGAGCAGUCGGCCCCGCGGGAGGUUGCCCCCCGGUCGGACGCGCAGCCCCCGCCGCGGGAGAAGGCGCUCCCCCAGCGCGAGGUCAGCCGCGCCGAGCCGCCCAUGUCGCUGCAGCGCGAGCCCCCUAGGCCCGAGCCGCCGCCGCCGCCGCCGCUCCCGCAGUUGCACUUGCAGCCGCCUCCGCCGCGGGAGUCGGCUUCCCGGGCCGAGCCGCAGCAGAGGCCGUCGAAGGAGACAGUGCGCCUGGAGCUGGUGCUCAAGGAUCCCACCGACGAGAGCUGCGUGGAGUUCAGCUACCCGGAGCUGUUGCUGUGCGGAGAACAACGGCAGAAGAAGCCCGUUUACAUGGAAGACCCGUUCAAUGAUGAUCAUCAAGAGAGGCAAGAAGUGGAAAUGUUGGCUAAGAAGUUUGAAAUGAAAUAUGGUGGGAAGCCCCGUAAACACCGGAAGGAUCGGCUACAAGAUUUAAUCGAUAUAGGCUUUGGCUAUGAUGAGACAGAUCCAUUUAUUGAUAAUUCAGAGGCUUAUGACGAAUUAGUUCCUGCUUCUCUAACAACAAAAUAUGGAGGGUUUUAUAUCAACACUGGCACUCUCCAGUUUCGCCAAGCUUCAGAUACUGAAGAAGAAGAUACUACAGACAACCAAAAGCACAAGCCACCCAAAAUUCCCAAAAUGAAAGAAGAUGAUAUUGAGUUGAAGAAGCGGAAGCGGAAAGAGGAAGGGGAAAAGGAGAAGAAGCCAAGGAAAAAAGUACCGAAACAACUGGGAGUUGUGGCUCUAAAUUCACACAAAUCUGAAAAAAAGAAGAAACGUUAUAAAGAUUCUCUUUCUCUAGCUGCCAUGAUAAGAAAAUUUCAAAAAGAGAAGGAUGCAUUAAGGAAGGAGUCUAACCCUAAAGUCCCAGUGAACUUCUCGACCUCCUCUCUGCAUAAAACCCCCUCUGCUGCUGUGGCAUUGGGGAAUGAUGUCUCGGACUUAAAUCUAAAUAGUGCUGAUCCGGACCUCCCCAUUUUUGUUAGCACAAAUGAACAUGAACUAUUUCAGGAAGCUGAAAAUGCCCUAGAGAUGCUAGAUGAUUUCGACUUUGACAGAUUACUGGAUGCUGCUUCUAAUGGCAGCCCCCUGUCUGAGUCAGGAGGAGAGAAUGGAAACGCCACCCAGCCAACCUAUGCCUCUCAAGUUAUGCCCAAGGUGGUACCUACACUCCCAGAGGGUCUGCCUGUCCUUCUUGAAAAACGUAUCGAAGACCUCCGUGUAGCUGCCAAACUUUUUGAUGAAGAAGGAAGGAAAAAAUUCUUUACACAGGAUAUGAAUAAUAUUCUUCUGGACAUUGAGUUACAGCUGCAGGAACUAGGCCCUGUCAUUCGUAGCAGUGUCUACUCCCACCUUGAAGCUUUUGUGCCAUGCAAUAAAGAAACACUGGUAAAACGUCUAAAGAAGUUACAUCUCAAUGUCCAGGAUGAUCGUUUAAGAGAACCUCUGCAAAAACUGAAACUGGCUGUUAGCAAUGUCAUGCCUGAACAGCUAUUUAAAUACCAGGAGGACUGCCAGGCUCGUAAUCAAGCUAAGUGUGCCAAGUUUCAAACAGAUGAAGAACGAGAAAAAAAUGGGUCUGAGGAAGAUGAUGAUGAGAAACCAGGGAAACGUGUCAUAGGACCAAGGAAGAAGUUCCACUGGGAUGACACCAUUAGAACUUUGUUAUGUAACCUUGUUGAGAUCAAAUUGGGAUGCUAUGAGUUAGAGCCAAAUAAAAGCCAGUCUGCUGAGGAUUAUCUUAAAUCCUUUAUGGAGACAGAGGUGAAACCAUUGUGGCCUAAGGGCUGGAUGCAGGCAAGAAUGCUUUUUAAGGAAAGUCGGAGUGUACAUAAUCAUCUUACUUCUGCUCCGGCAAAGAAAAAGGUGAUUCCUGCACCUAAACCCAAAGUGAAGGAGUGUAGUCCAAAAAAGGACCAGAAAACUCCUGCAUCCUUGGUGGCUUCAGUUGGUGGCCCUUCAACGAGCUCUAGCACAUCUGCUGUGGCCUCCACCAGUUCUAGCUCUACACCGGCCCAGGAGACGAUCUGCCUUGAUGACUCACUAGAUGAAGAACUUUCUUUUCAUCCACCUGCACUGGAUCUUGUUUCUGAAGCUUUAGCUGUUAUCAACAACGGGAACAAGGGCCCUCCAUCUGGCUCAAGGAUAAGUAUGCCAACUGCAAAACCUCGUCCAGGACUGAGAGAGGAAAAAUUAGCAAGUAUCAUGAGUAAACUGCCACUGGCUACUCCCAAAAAACUAGAUUCUACUCAGACCGCACAUUCAUCAAGUCUUAUUGCUGGCCACACAGGGCCAGUACCAAAGAAACCCCAGGAUUUAGCUCAUACUGGCAUCUCUUCAGGCCUUAUUGCUGGUUCUUCAAUUCAGAACCCUAAAGUUUCCUUAGAACCUUUGCCAGCCAGGCUACUUCAACAAGGACUACAGAGGUCAAGCCAGAUUCAUGCUUCUUCCUCUUCACAGACCCAUGUCUCCUCUUCUUCCCAAGCCCAAGUUGCUGCCUCCUCUCACGCUCUGGGAACAUCAGAGGCCCAAGAUGCUUCUUCGUUAACACAAGUAACAAAGGUGCACCAGCAUUCAGCUGUCCAACAGAACUAUGUGUCUCCAUUACAAGCAACUAUUAGUAAAUCACAGACCAAUCCAGUGGUGAAAUUAAGUAAUAAUCCCCAACUUUCCUGUUCAUCCCCACUUAUUAAGUCUUCAGAUAAGCCACUUAUGUACCGCCUUCCCUUAUCUACUCCCCCACCUGGAAAUGGUUCUCAAGGGUCCCACUCCCUGGUUUCUAGGACAGUACCUAGCACCACUACCUCCAGUAACUAUUUAGCCAAGGCAAUGGUGUCACAAAUCUCCACGCAGGGUUUCAAAUCUCCCUUCUCAAUGGCUGCAUCCCCAAAACUUGCCGCAUCUCCAAAACCUGCCACGUCUCCUAAACCCUUGCCCUCACCUAAGCCUUCUGCCUCACCCAAGCCCUCUCAGUCAGCUAAGCCUUCAGUAUCAACUAAACUUAUUUCUAAAUCCAACCCAACUCCCAAACCUACUGUAUCCCCAAGUUCUUCCAGUCCAAAUGCACUAGUGGCCCAGAGUAGCCACUCUAGCAGUAACAACCCAGUCCAUAAACAGCCCAGUGGAAUAAACAUCAGCAGACAGUCUCCCACCUUGAAUUUAUUGCCCUCUAAUCGCACUUCAGGCCUUCCAUCUACAAAAAAUCUUCAGGCCCCUCCAAAGCUAACAAACUCAUCAUCCACUGGAACUGUCGGCAAGAAUAGCUUGAGUGGAAUUGCAAUGAAUGUACCGGCCAGCAGAGGUAGCAACCUUAACUCAAGCGGAGCUAAUAGGACUAGUCUAUCUGGGGGAACAGGAAGUGGAACACAGGGUGCUACUAAACCGUUGUCUACUCCACAUAGACCAUCCUCUGCCUCAGGGUCGUCAGUGGUAACAGCCAGUGUGCAGUCCACAGCAGGAGCAUCAUUAUUGGCUAAUGCCUCACCUCUGACUCUCAUGACAUCACCUUUGUCUGUAACAAAUCAAAAUGUGACUCCUUUUGGGAUGCUGGGUGGCCUUGUUCCAGUGACCAUGCCCUUCCAGUUUCCCUUGGAGCUACUUGGCUUUGGAACGGACACAGCUGGAGUGACAGCCACCUCGGGAUCUACCUCAGCCGCUUUCCACCAUAGCCUAACUCAGAAUUUACUAAAGGGUUUACAGCCAGGAGCUCAGCAUUCAGCAACACUUUCCCACUCACCUCUGCCUACACAUUUACAGCAAACAUUUAAUGAUGGAGGCCAAAGUAAAGGGGACACUAAAUUACCACGGAAAUCUCAGUGACUUCCAGCAAGCAAAGGAGAUGACACACUCGGCUGGCUGAUGGAAUCUACCUGAUGGAAAAGUACUCAUGUGGUCAUAGGGCUGCUGUUCUGUCGAUGUUUACAUUCUCUCGUCCCAAGCACUGUGGUGAGGAGGAAAAAGAAAAGAAAACAUUACUUGAGUAAAGCCAGGUGCAGGAGGAAGAAAUGCUUUCGUGCAAAGUUAGUGACCUUUGGUCUCUUCUAAAGAAAGACAAAGUUACCAUAUUAACUGACUUGAAAGAGACUCAGUUGUCAAACCCACAGAAAUACAAAUUUGAUUUUUCCCGGGGGAGGAAGAAGGAAAUUGAGGAUUUGGGUAAACUCCAUCCAUCCUGGGGGUUGGAUCUGAACACUUGUAGACAUAAUUGCAUAAUAAAAGACAAUAUAUCUGAAAUUAGGCCAGUUUGUCAGGAGUAAUGAUCAUGUCUGGGUGGACUGUGCAGCAAAUUUGCCACAAACAAAGUUAAUGACCCUGUGUGUCUGAUACAGACGGUAGCUGAGUAUGUAUCACGCACCCUCAAAAAUCCUGAACAAACUUGAAUCUACUCCAGUGUGUAGCAGCUCCUGUGUAAGUCAGUGGACUAAAGAUGCUUCAGGAAAGUCAUUUUAGCACAGUGAUAUAUAUUACAUUUUUAAGUCAAAAAAUUGAGCCCGUUGCUCUUAACAGACAAAACUUAGAUGUUCCCUUUUUGUAAAAGGGUCAAUUACAUCUUCCAUUCAGAAGCAGGUACUUAACUCUCUUCUUCAGGUGAUUUGUGCAUCUGGUAUUGACUGGUUAAUUCUUAUUUCCAUUCUUGGUGUUAAAACGUGACUGUGUUCACAUUUUCCUCUUGAAAAAUGGGGAUCUUUGAUAUAGGGCUGUGGCUUUGGUCCACUUAGCCUUUGCAGGCCUGCCAGUAUGAACUUUAAAUUUCCCCCAACAUCACCUCAGGUUCACAACGUCUUCUGUUCUUUUAGCUAGUGGUAUUUCAGGUGAUUAUUAACUGUUGAUAUAAACAGGUAUAAGUGUGCAUUACAAUGCUUCUUCAUUGGUCAUUCAAAUGGCAUAUAUGUAUUUUUUUUUGAAUUUUGAAGAUGGUAUUUUAAAGGGAAGAAUUAAAUUAGGAUCAUUAUGUGUACAGGGGAUUAUUUUUAUAACAAUCAUAGUGUAUUUUUACUCCCUAUAUCCAGUGUAGUGAAAUUGAUUUGGAGCAUUUGGGAUUUUAAAGCUUUACUAAUAUUUACUCAGAGUAUUGAUAUGUGAGUAAACCUGCAUAUAAUAAGACUCCAUUAUUACAGCUUCCUCAUGCAAAUAGCAUAUUCAACAAAGGACGUUAAGGGAGUUUUUUUUUUUUUUUUUUUUGCGGUAUGUGAGCCCCUCACCGUUGUGGCCCCUCCCGUUGCGGAGCAGAGGCUCCCGACGCGCAGGCUCAACGGCCAUGGCUCACGGGCCCAGCCGCUCUGCGGCAUGUGGGACCCUCCCGGACCGGGGCACGAACCCGUGUCCCCUGCAUCGGCAGGCGGACUCUCAACCACUGCACCACGAGGGAAGCCCCAAGGGAGAAAUUUAUGGUUAUGUUUGGAUACAUUUUGUUUGGGUUUUUUUUCACCUCAUCAUUGUUCUAGUCUCUCUUUUUUCCUUCCUAUUUAGGCUUCUGAAUGUUUUCAGACUGUACUCAAGAAUAGUGUAAGCUUGAUCCAUUAACAAUAACAGACUAACCUAAAAAAACCAGCAUCAGAUUGGUAGUAGCAAGAUUCCUUGCAUAUGUUUUCAUUACAAAUCAUCCUGUUACGUUUACUCAGAUAAGGGUAUUAACCAGGCCCUUUUUUUACUUUCAUGAGCAGAAGUUCCAAAUAGCUUUAGGACUGUGAAUAAAUUAGCACAGAUCUCUUUAGAUCUGUAAGCCUAUAUUUUGACUUCAGAGUCACAUUGGCUUGGUUAUAGCAAAAAAAAAAAAGUUAAUAACUGAAAACUUUAGUUCUAAGAACUUGUUACAGUAAGAGGAAAGGAUUAUUUCAAAGGAAUCAUUGAUAUAAUUACUUGCCUCUAAGAAUUUAGUUUACCGGUAAAGCAAAUAAGAAUGUUGUAUCAACCCUGGUGGAUAUUUUGGAAGGAUAUUGGGAUGGUGCAGAUAGGUUUGACUUGAAUUGAGUAUGUUUGAUUAAAGUUUGUUUGGUUUUUUAACUAGGGAAACUUACCCAAUUCUUGAGUUGUUCCAGUGUAGCAUACCUCUUGCUUUUAUAAUUUAGAAAAAAGAAGUCUUGCUAAUCUAUAGGAACUUUCCUUUGGGAAGCUGCCUUUGUUUUCCUUCCCGUACCAGGAGAGAAGUCAGAAUGCACACUGAUCUCUCUUCCUGAGGACAGUUGUGCAUGUAUUCAUCUGCGUGUGUAUAUCUGUACACAUAUAUUUAUCUAUACAUAAGUUCAUUGGGACUUUCGGUUGAGGAGUAACAACUUUAAUUUCUUAAAUCCAUGAACUGAAUCACGCCAUGUGAAGAUCCCUGAUGACUCUGUCCUCAUUAGAGAAGAACAGGAUUAUCAGUUCUUCCCCAGUAUCGUUUAUAACUAACCGGUAAAAAUAACUGAAGGCCCUUGGCUCUGUGGAGUUCUCAUACGUGGAGAUUCUGUUCUUUUCUCUUCGGUCUUGAUUCUGCGUCACUGCACCACAUUUUCACUACCUUAAUCCACUCCAAUCAAGACUACCCUUUUCUGUUGUACAAGUGAAACCAACAUCCUUAUAUUUCUUAAAAAGUAUGAUCAAAGAGUUACUACAUGUAAAUACCUCUUUCUUUUCUAGGCCAUAACAUUGAAAAUGGUGUCCAUACUGUACAGUCACCUAUUUUUACAGUUUGUCUUACUAAAAUCAUACAUACAAAUCGGUUAUUUUUUAGCACAGAGGCUUGUGACUCAUAUUCUAUUUUUGCACUUGAAAGUCAAAUUAUGUUAUUUUUUAAAAUGAUGAGUAAUUUGGAAAGGAUAUAGAGCAAUGUGUAUUUCUGAAGAGCAUUAGCAACACCCCAAUGUAAAAGUAAUCAGCACACAAUUAUGUCCCAUUUCAGCGGGAUUUCUUGAUUCAGGAAAAGUAAGCUGUUUUCAACUGUCUUGUAUUUUAAAUUGCCUUCACUGAUGUAUAAGCUGUUACUGUACAUACAAGUUAAUCCUCAGUAUUCACGAGCAAUAAUGAAUGGUCAGCAGAGUUGUCUCCAGAGAUAGCAGUGCUGAGCCUCCGUUGGAGACUGAGAGCAAAGUGUCAAGCUCAUUCAGAGCCUCCACAAUAGAUGUAAGCAAUAAUUUAGUUAUAAGUCGACUAUAAUUCUUUCUCAUAUGCUUCUGAGAUCAGUGGGUAAAAGAAAUCAUGAUUUUAAAGCAGCCUGAAGAAAUUAAGUUUUGGGGAAAGAAGUGAGGUUAAUCUGAAGUCACAAAAUCUUGAUAUUGAGGGAAUCAGAGGAUUGUGUUAGUACAUUCUUUUAUGCCUACCACCCCUUUGAUGGAUGCUGUUAGCCCAAAUUACAUUUUUUAAUAUCAGAGAAGCUGAAUAGGGUUUAUCAUAUCACCCAGGUAGGAGGAAGAACCGGGCACACACAUGUUUGAAUGCUGUGGGUUUGACACCUGUUUGAAAACAACUUAUCUGAAAAGAUUUUUAACCCAGGAUUUUUUUUUUCCCAAAGCAGAUCUAAAUUGUUUACUACCCAGGUUUGGAAAGGGCAGACACCUCUAAUCUUUCUCCUCUCGUUGCCCUCUACCACACCCCUUUCCACCUCUACUUGGUUCAAGACAUUUUCUGAAAUGGAAUUCUACUGUUAUUCAAACUGCCAUUGAUUAUGAGAACGCUGUGUCCCUUGGGAUCAUCUCUUAGCACUCCAGUUAUCUAUCAGAUUUGCUGCUACAUUUGUAAAAUGAACUUUGCCUGUAAUGGUCAACUUUAAUCUAAUUUACAGUUCUUUACUUUUAGGAGGUUUUGUCAUAUAAUUUGACCCAUGUAUAGAAUUAGGAUACUUUAUUUUAGGGGUGUACCAUAAAAGCACACUGGUCCCUGUAUUCUUUUUAUCAUCAUUUAGGUUUUGAAUUUUUGUUUGCUUUUUGUGUUCGUUGAUGUUUGUUUUGUCUUGUUUUAAAUUAGAAGAGUGAGAGAAAUCUGUAAUCAGGCCAAAAUUGAGAACUUGCCCCAUGCUUCAGCACUGUAGUUUCUGCUGACCUUAUGUUCUCAAAAGGGCACUUUUACUUUCUAUUGUGCAUGUAUGAUUGGUUUUUUGUUUGUUUUUGUUUUUGCUUUUAGGGGGCUUUUGUUUUUGUAAUAAUGAUGUGGAAGAAAAAUGCAGUAGUAGGUAAAUGACUGGUUACAAACAUGUUAAACAAUUUUAUUUUAUAAAAUUUAAGGGGAAAGGUUUAACUCUGUAGAUCGUUUCUUAGCUCUGGUAAAAUGGCUUAUAUUACUCCUCUAAAACAUACUCAGUUCAGGCCUUUGUCUUUGUUAAGUGCCUUUUUUUUCUUUCUUUUUUCCCUUCUUUUGAAACUGUUCUCAGAUAUCCUAAAGUACAGGCUAAUACGUCAGGGGAUUCAGGAGGAAGAAUCUCAAAACUUGCCAAGAUCAUGUCAUGCUGUAAUAUUCUUCCUUUUCCUUAUAUGAAUAUGGAUAUAUGUGUAAGAUACAUACAUACAUGCAUACAUAUAUAUAUCUGUAUAUAUAUGUAUACAUAUGUAAUAUAUAUACAAAACUAGUAGCUGCUGUACCAUUGCAUCCUUUCUAAGCACUCCCCUAUUAAUGCUUGCAAAACUGCCUUGUUUAUUCCAUUGCUUUUAGUCAAUUCAAAUGGAUAGAUUGGGAAAUUGUCUUUUUACAAGAUACUAUUUUCCCCCUUUGAAUAUCUGUUUGUAGACGUCAACAGCAACAACAACUAUAACUAUAUAUAUAGAUAUAGAUAUAUAUAUAGAUAUAGAUAUAUAGAUAUAGAUCUAAAUAAAAUAAGUCAGUUGUUACAAGUAAAAUAAAUUUAGCGGACUCACUGACUGUUCCUGGAUGUAAUCCACUACUCUGCCCUUCAAACUUGGCGUGCAUAAGACUAGAGAAAGCAUUGGAAUAACAAGAAUCUUAGAGUCUUUCUGGGUCAAGUUGAUAAGGUACACAACGGCAGGCAAGACUAAAGACAUGGGAGAGCUAGAGUUAGAACCAUGGUAUUGUUUCUGAGUUUUGAAGGAAGUUAGCAACUUUGUCAAUAUUAAAAAUGCAUCAUGUAUUCUUCUGGGAAAUAAUUUUUGAAGAAUUCAUAUAGCUGCAUAUCUGUCAAAAGGUUAAUAAAUAGAAGUAGAAAGACUUCAGAUUCUGAGGAAAAACACUCAUAUAACCCAUAGCAUUCUUGAGAGAGCUUCAGUUUUCUUAUUUGCCAAAUAAUUACAUUUGGCUUAAUACGAUUUAACGGUCAUUUAUGUUUCUCCCUUGAGCAAAAUAACAUAAUAUUCGAUAGCUAAUAUUCAUCAGUUUCUUGUUGAAAACAGAUGUGACGUGUUAAGGGAGACUAAAUUGAACCAAUCCUCAAAGCCCAGUACAGAUAUAUCUAAUAAAUGCCCCCUUUUAACUACAUUUUAACUGAGGAGACUGGUGGCCAAAAAGGAGAAAGCAGGGGCUCCUGGUGGUGUUACCUGAUAGCAAGACUGUUAUCAGGUGGCCUCAGUUCAGUCAUGUUACUCUUGAAUUACUGUGUUUAGGGGGAAUAUCAUUUAACCUUUGUGCCUCAGAUUACCCAUUAGAAAAUUGGGUAUAAUAAUAUUCACCUACCUCCCAGGGAUAUCAGAGACUUUUUCAAAAAUAUUUUGAGUUUUUCUAAAAUGUCCUAUAUAAUUAAAAAAGUAUUAUCAUUUUCCUGCAGAGGCUAAAAAAUGUUUCCCUAUGAUGGGUAUAAAAAAGUACCAUAUGAUUUUUAAGUUUAAAAAAAAAAUCACUGGAAUUCUAAUUUAGAUACAUAUUUGUUAUUUAAACAUAUUAUAUUUGUGGUUGGAUAAAAUGCUUAGUUUCAGGUUAAUAAGUGGGGAGGGGGUAAAUAACACUAAGUUUCUUAAUUAUAAGUAGAUUUUUUUUAGCCAUUUAUGGUAUUAUUACACGUGUGAUCUUUGCCAAGGUUGUGGAGCUGAAGCUAGCUAAAGCUUGGACGAUUGGUUAUUGGAGUUGAUUAAUGAUCCCAAACAUUUUAUCUGCCUCACUUUGCCAUAUUCUCAUUCUGAUUUCCUUAUAUUACUUGUUUAGUGAUGGAUAGCUAAACUUUUAACUUUCUAAGAAUGAAUGGGAGUCUCCUCCUUCUUGUAAAUCGAGAUUGUGUACUCUUGCUGUAACUAUAGGUUUAUCCAGCUUUGCACUGAAGGGGCAAGCACUACAUACAGUCAGCUGGGUGUACUUUUAGCCAGUCUACCUUUGUAAUUUAUGCUUCUUCAACCGUGAAAGAGUUGGAGCCAUCAACUGCUCAGGUGGUAGGAAAAUGGGAGAGGGGGGAGGCAGGAUUCUUUUCCUAUGGGUGGGGAUGGUGGGGGUAGAAGGAAACAUGUUUUGCUCAACUCCAAAGAGGAAAGGAAGGUCAUCUUAUCCUACCCUCCACUGGGUAUAUUAAGCAGUAAUACAUAGAAUUUUCCUUUUAUCAUUGGAAACAACAACAACAGGAAAAAAUGGAUGCCGCCUCUCUGAGCUAAUUGCUUAGCAACAUUUGUUAGGGGGUGUGUGUAGAUUUAAAUUGUAGCACAUAUUCAGGGUCAGGAAAGAGAAUGUAGGGGGAUGAGGAACAAAUUAUCCAGUGUAAGUGAGUCAGCAGAAAGCGCCAGGCCCAAGCAGACAAAGCCUCUGGGUUAAUUCCCAGAACUAGCUGAGGCCCAUUUAAUCUCUAGUGAUAGGAUGUUUUUCCUUAAAAGUCACUUUUUGGUUUUUUUGUUGCUUUUUCCAGAUAAAGCCUUAGUUAGUAGCCUCUAAAUAUCAACUAUGCAGAUAAACACACAAAUUUUCCACACGUUUUCUUUUUUCCAUUCUUUAAAUGACAGAUGUUAAUUAAGACUUCUACCCAAAGAAAUAAGGCAUAAGGGUUUUGUUGAAUGUGUGUUUGUUCCUCUAGGGAAAAUUAAUGGAAACAUAAAAAUAGAGAUAUUUUGUGUGUUCAUCUAUCCUAAAAUGUGAACUUUAUAUUCAAAAACUAAGUUCAGAUACUGGUGCAAACUGUAGUUAGAAUCAUGGAAUGUCUUUGGGUUGUUAAGAUAAAACCAUCCCAGUGUUCAAUUCUGAGAAAGUUUUAGAUUCUGUGGCACAGUGUUCAGGUUUGUGGAGCUAAACAGAUGGUCAGACUAUAAUUAAAAAGCUUUGAAUAUUAAUGUCAAAUUCUUUCUUCAUUUUCUUUAGUCUUCAUUCUUCUUUCCUCUAGUCUGAGCUCUUCAGUUAACCAUUCCAUCAACCAAUUGCUACACUAGAAUGUAAGUUGCUAAGAGUCAGGGGAGGAAAGGUUAAACUGUCUUUCACCUCCUUUUCUCACUCACGUUGGCCAUCUAUGCUGUGUUCCCACUGAAUUCAAAAGUAAAGACUAUAGGCAUUUCUAGGAGACGGUUUACAUCCCAGCACAGACUCAGACAGGGACUGGUAGGAUUUUAAUCAGACUGCUUUUGAAUAACUUAGUAUUAAAUUACAUUUUUCUCAGAUACUCCCAAAGUACCGUUUGCUUGAAAGUAACUGUGAUCUUUGUUUAAUUUCCUCAUACUGUAAUACUUCUUUUUUCCAGCCUUUCUUACACAUGUACAUUUUACAUCGGGUUAGUACUUAAAUUUUGGACACUUUUCCGAACUGUUACCCAAACAGGUCAAGAAUACUUUUAAAAAUCUCAGUAGUAAAAUCAAAGGGGUCUAUAUGUCCAGAACUUAGAGUCAUCACUGGUGACCUGAAUUAUUUUUCUCUUCUUUGUGUUAAAAAUAGAUUUCUCUACUAUAUAAUGUAGUAGCAGCUACAUUGCAUGGCUUCCUCAAUACUUUUCAAGAUUAUUCAGAAGAGACACAGACCUUUUUUAGGCCUCUUAUUUCACAUAAUACUCUGCCUUGCUUAUUUUCAUUACUUCCCCUGGAAUAAACCUACUUCGCAAAGGUCUGAGUCAGAGAGGCCAUAUGAAUCCUUAGUACCAAUUUUAUGUUCCUCAGAAAACUCUCUAUACAUUAUUUACUCCCAUUUGCCAAUAAUAAUAUAAUUCUAUUUUAAUCUAGUUUUAAAAUAUUUUGUAAUAAAGCACUAAUGGAAACCUAAUUGAAAUACAAACAAGAUGAUUAUUACCUAAGAUAACUUGGAGAUACUUCUGUUUUUGAAGUUAACAGCUCCAUCUACCCUCUAAGCACAUUUAGGAGUCAGCAGUAACCAAGACCAGCCAAGUGGCAUGUUUCUCUAUGUGACAACCUGCCCUUUAUUUGUCACAUCUCAGCUAUAUUAUAUUUUCUGUCCUUGCGGCCACAAACUUCCCUCCUUUUUUUGCUUCUCUAUUCUGUUUGCAGGGGUAGUGUGCCCUGUGCCCGCAUAUUGGGUUUUCUUUCCUGUACCUGUGAAAUUACCAAGAAUUACCCCAAUUUUGUCCAGAGGCAUUAAAAGAGAAGUUAUUCUCAGUUGAUAAAUGUAUUACUGUUUUAUAUAGGUAGUCAGAAAGUUGACCAAGUUUGGCCAACUUUUAAAAUCCUGGCUAUGUUACAUAAUUAAUUACAUAUACCUUCUGAGACCUUCAGAUAAGCAAGGGGCCCUUUCACCAGUAGAGGUAGGUUUCCAACCUAUACGUAAUUUCCUGGCCAGCCUCCAGAGAAAGGAUUCAAGCUUUGUACUGUUCUUUUGUUGGCUGUCAUUGAAAAACUAUAUUAUAGAAUGUAUCAAAAAUAUCUAAUUGUUCUUAAGAAGAGUAUGUAAAUCUGGAGCUUGUCCUUGUUUGUUGCUUGCUAAACACUGUAAAGCUUAAAAGAAAAGGAAAGGAAAUCUCUGGCUGGUGAAAAUUUUGUGCCCCAAAUAAUGUGUUAAUCAAAGUUAUCUACCACGGUAACCAAGUGAUGAGUGUUUUCUCUUUUAUUACAAGCAGGAAAAUUUAUUUGCAGUUGUAAAACUUAUUGUGGGACUGCAGGCCUAUUUACUAUAAAUGAUUGGAAAUAAGGAUUCUGAUUUUUAGUCUGGGUUAAGCACAUAUUUCCAACCCUUGCGGUAUGAAUUUUCAUAAAGGAAAGACUUUUGUUUGGUAACAGAAGGAAAAACAGGACUUAUUUAUACAGUGAAUGUUCACUCUGUAGAGGAGCUUCCCUCCAGUUACACAUCAUGUUCUUACUUUAGCCGCCUCCACACUUGAUAUAGAUGCCAACAUGUUUUACAACGAGUCUUGAAGGAAGGAGCCUACAUAAUUGUUGCUCCUCCGGGUGAAAGGCCCUGGUUACUGUACUGCAUUUGUUUAUAGGGAGGUGUGUUUUUGCUAACUUGAAGGGAUAUACUGUAUUUUAAAAGUGUGUGACUUAAUAUUUUGGGAUUUUUUUUCCUCCUUUAAAACUGGACCUGAACACAGCUUUGAGUUGAUAUUUGUAAUAAUCUCAGGACCUGAAAGAUUGUAGCAUUUAGUGUGUCUUAAAAAUUAUGUACUGUACCAGCCAUGGAUUUUUGUAAAUAUACCUGUCUCCCUUUUUUGUAUUAUUUUAGUAAAAAAAAAAAUAAUAAAUUUAAAUACAAUGGGGUGGUGACGACAUGUGGAUGGGUGUGGGUAUGUAUGUGUGUGUGUUUGUAUAAGGCUCUUUUGAGAUGAACUGGUGCUUGUUUAAUUUCCGGCUCUAAUGAGAGCAGGAAUAUGGACAAACUGCUGCUACUGAACCCUGCACUGAGCCUAGCUGUUUCCAUUGCAUUUCCUAGUGAUUGACCAGGAAAUGACUAAGUUAAAUUCUUCUUCCCACUGCCAUCUUGCCUUUGAAUUCUCAGUUCUACACACUUUUUGAACUUCAGUGGUAAAUCUUUCCGAACUUUGGGUGGUUUGCUGGUCUGUAGUUUUUAAAGAGCUCUUGUUACUAUUUUCUAAGAAGAAAGAAAGACAGGUAAAUUUUUGUAACCAAAAAAAAAUCACAUUUCAUAAAAUCCUGAUGAAUUUUGGACAUGUGAGAGGACUUGAACAUUCCUAAAUGUGGAUCUGUGAAUUUAGUAAAUUGACCCCAUUGAUAUACUCUUUCAGUGCAGGGAUUUCUUUUUUUUUUUUUCGUAACAGCCUUGCUCAUAUUCCAGGUGUAGCUAAGCAAACCCCUGUUUUAAAGCAGGAGCCUUAUUUGAUUCAGUGUAGAUGUUUUCCUGUCUAUCCUUUGUGACAGGGCCUUUUACAUGAGUGUUUUUUCUUUUUGUACGUGUUAUGUGUUUGUUGUAUUAAAUAAAGAGGAAUGUACAUAUUA
Messenger RNA from Delphinapterus leucas (beluga whale), 14699 nucleotides. It is a transcript of the gene UBN2, whose product is annotated as ubinuclein 2. Gene Ontology annotation, biological process: chromatin organization. Gene Ontology annotation, cellular component: nucleus. NCBI's taxonomy places the organism in Eukaryota, Metazoa, Chordata, Mammalia, Artiodactyla, Monodontidae. The record is from RefSeq and is a predicted model, not a curated record.